AUGUCCGCUCGUCCCGUGUCGCAACUCCUCCGUUCGCGCUGCUUGCUGCGCCGGCCGCAAAACAUCCAGGGGUUCUCAACCCGAAGCAGCCUCCGUGCCGCUGACCACGGUGACCACUACGAUCCCCCGACCGGCUGGCUGUUCGGCGUUAAGCCCGGCCAGAAGUACGUGAAGGAAGGCUGGGAGGGCAUCUGGUACUACGGAUUUAUUGGUAGCUUCCUGGUUGCCGGUGUUGCAUAUGUUUUCAAGCCCGAUACCUCCAUACAAACCUGGGCCCUUGAGGAAGCCCGCCGGCGACUGGAGGCUGAGGGUAUCUUGGAGGACCCUGAGAAGGCCAAGAACUAA
This is a messenger RNA of Penicillium argentinense, 345 nucleotides long. RefSeq lists its product as uncharacterized. Bases 1 to 345 code for a protein of 114 amino acids. The transcript has 2 exons. NCBI's taxonomy places the organism in Eukaryota, Fungi, Ascomycota, Eurotiomycetes, Eurotiales, Aspergillaceae. The record is from RefSeq and is a predicted model, not a curated record.